CUCUUUUGCAUGCCUAUUGGUCUCACUUUUUUGGGGGGCUGUUUUGGACACCUUGGCAAAAAGCAUGCUGAUGUGGCAUCAUAUUUGAUGAUGUGGCCCUAAAACCUUAGUUAUAAGCAGGGGACUUGCCAAGGAAGCUGCUGUAAAAAAAUCAGAGUGAUUUGAAAUUUCCAAGUAAGAUUUUGAGAAGCGCGAAGUUAGGGUGCACAACUAGUGGGUCCUUUCCCCUAAUGAUUUUAGAUCCUUCAAAAAUGGUUCAAACAGUAAAUCCGAGUUAACCCUAAUUGACUGAAACCCUAGCAGAGUAGCAGCGAUGGCAAUGGCAGGAGCCGUAAUGAAGAGACGAAACUACUCUUUUGCACUGCGCAGUCUCAACUUUGCCUUUGGAUCUCUAUCCAUCUUACCUUCUCAUUCACGCUUUGCAUUGUCAACACUUGCAGAGAAGAAUGGCAGUGUCAUCCACCAUUUAGAGAACCCCUUUGCGCAGUUCGCUUCCACUAAAUUUAACAUCUCUUCUGUGGAGCUCGCUCGGAUGUUCAAAUGGGCCCCGACGUUGCAGAGGCUCCAAACGCUCGAUAAGGUUGAGGAAUUUGUUGGCGUCUUAGAAGAAAACGGCUUCAAGCAAGAGCAAAUUGCAAGGAUCAUGAGGAGCAUACCGCAGUAUCUGGUUUCGAGUUGUAAGGAAACGAGGAAUAAGGUUCAACUGCUGAAAGAUUCCGGCAUUUGUGGGGAACAUUUGGUGAAACUAUUGACGGGUAGGCCAUUGAUAUUGUCGUUCAGCCUCGAGCAGAGGCUUAUUCCCACGGUGACAUACCUCCUCAAUCUAUAUCAGUCUCAAGAUUUGUUUCUCAAAUCUGUAUUCAGAUAUAUGUCAAUUCUGACACUCAGCGUGGAGAAUUCGUUGAAACCCUCCAUUGCAUUUUGGGAGAACUACGGCUUUCGCGGAGGGGAGCUUACCAAACUUUUGGUCUUAAGGCCGAACAUUCUGCGUUGCAUUUCUUUCACGACUGCACAACUGGAUCUCAUUCAGAAAAUAGGUGUCGUAAAAGAGAGUAAAAUGUACAAGCAUGUUCUCAUCUUUUUGGCCAGUACUCGCAUGACAACACUCGAAGCCAAAAUUCGUAAUUUUCAUCUGUGUGGACUCUCGUAUGAGGAAACUAUGGAAUUACUUAGUCUUUCCCCUCAUGUCUUUGGCUUAACUGAAAAAAAUAUUCGAGCAAAGAUGGAUUUUAUGGUUAACAACAUGGAGCUUCCUCCAAAUUCCAUAAUAAAGUAUCGGAAGAUACUGUAUGUUAAUUUAGAUAAAGUCCUAAAGCCUAGGUUUUUUGUUUGGAAAAAAAUGGCAUCCAUGAAUGGGUUUGAGCAUUUUAAAAUCAAGUCGCUUCUCACAAUGUUGAAUAUGCGGGAGGCAGACUUUCUUACCAAGAUUUUGAAGGGACAUCCUGAAGCUGCCACAUUACUUGCUAUUUAUGAAAAGGGGCUUGCUGAUGCUUCGAGUAGCAGCUCUGGCACACAGAUCUUAAGGAGAUGUUGGUUUUGAGCAUUUGCCCAUAUAAAUUUGAUAUGUGACAAGUGAAGGCUAGUGUACUAAUUCAUUAUUUCUUAUGAAUUAAGAGCCCUUGACCUGGCUGCGAACAUUUGAGAUGGCAUGGAUUCGCCUGGAUGUAUUUCCCUCAAAACACCAGUUUCUCAAUGCAAAUUUUGGGAAAAAUGUGCUGCGCUCCUUGAAAUCCUCUUCAAACAAGGUAUGCUUGCCAAUUGUUAGAUUUGUAAAGCGAGAUUUCUAUAACUUUCAUUACUAAAAUUGGCGUAGGAUAAAUGUACAAUUUCAGUAACUUGAAAUUUUUAAUAACUGGAACACUUUGCAAAAUAUGUAUCAUUUUACGUGGACUCGUAGUUAUAGGCGAAUAAGGAAUUGGUAAUUUGACUAAAAAAAAAAAAAAAGUUUAUGCACGUCUAUACUUUUUGUCCACAUGAGAUGCCUUCCAUCCAUAAUCUAAGAUAAUUAAACAUACAACCAUCAUUUAAGAGUGACCAUUUAAUCUAUUCUUAAGAGCAUUUGAAAACUAGUCUUAUUUUUUAUGAAGGAUUUUUCAUCAACAAAGUUGUAUUUAAUUAUCCAAUAUAAGAUCAGGAGUCUUAAUUCUGUGAAAGGUGCACAAUCACUACAUCAUAUCAAGAGCUUUCACUCAGCAAGACUCAUUAAAAGCCUUUCAACUUCACUAUCAAACAAAACAUGCUCAACAAAGAGCAAAGAGAAUGAAUAUAGAAAAUGCAUAUGAACGCUUCAGGAUACUUAAUCUAAUCACAAGAUUCAUAUUAUAGAUGCCUAAAUAAUGUUGAAUUCAAAUGUUAUAUAUAUGCACUUAUACUUCGUACGCAUGAAAUCUAGGACAAUAUUGUGCACCCAACAGCAGAUUGCAAAAUUGGCAUGAUCAACUUAAUGGUUUUAGAUCCUUAAAAAAUGGUACAAACAGUAAAUCCGAGUUAACCCUAGUCGAUUGAAACCCUAGCAGAGUAGCAGCGAUGGCGAUGGCAAUGGCAGGAGCGGUAAUGAAGAGGCGAAACUACUCUUUUGCACUGUGCAGUCUCAACUUUGCCUUUGGAUCUCUAUCCAUCUUACCUUGUCAUUCAGGCUUUGCAUUGUCAACGCUGGUAGAGAAGAAUGGCAGUGUCAUCCAGCAUUUAGAAUCCCCCUUUGCGCAGUUAACAUCUCAUCUGUGGAGCUCGCUCGGAUGUUCAAAUGGGCCCCGACGUUGCAGAGGCUCCAAACGCUCGAUAAGGUUGAGGGAUUUGUUGGCGUCUUAGAAGAAAAUGGCUUCAAGUAAGAUUUAAUUGCAAGGAGGAACAUACCGAUGUAUCUGGCUGCGAGUUGUAAGGAAAUGAGGAAUAAGCUUCAACUGCUGAAAGAUUCUAGCAUUCGUGGGGAACAUUGGUGAAACUAUUGACGGGUAGGCCAUUGAUAUUGACGCUCAGCCUCGAACAGAGGCCUAUUCUCGCGGUGACAUUCUCCCUAAAUCUAUAUCAGUCUCAGGAUUUGUUUCUCAAAUCUAUAUUAAAAAAUAGGUCAAUUCUGAUUCAGCGUGGAGAAUACGUUAAAACUCUCCAUUGCAUUUUGGGAGGGCUGUGGCUUUCGCAGACGGGAGCUUACCAGAAUUUUGGUCUUAAGGCCGAGCAUUCUGCGUUGCAUUUAUUUCACGACUGCACAACUGUAUCUCAUUCAGAAAAUAGGUAUCGUAAAAGAGAGAAUCUUUUAAAAUCGUACAAGGAUGUUCUCAUCCUUUUGGCUACUUCUCCCAUGGCAACACUCGAAGCCAAAAUUCGUAAUUUUCAAUUGUGUGGCCUCUCGUAUGAGGAAACUAUGGAAUUAUUUAGGCUUUCCCCUAAUGUUUUUGGCUUAACUGAAGCAAAUAUUCGAGCAAAGAUGGACUUUGUGGUUAAGAACAUGGAGCUUCCUCCAAACUUCGUGAUAAAGUAUCGGACGAUACUGUAUAUUAAUUUAGAUAAAGUUAUAAAGCCUAGGUUUUUUGUUUGGAAAAAAAUGGCAUCCAUGAAUGGGCUUGAGAAUUUUGAAAUCAAGUCGCUUUGCACAAUGUUGAAUAUGCGGGAGGCAGGGUUUAUUACCAAGAUUUUGAAUGGGCAUCCUCAAGCCGCCACAUUAUUUGCUAUUUAUGAAAAGCGGCUUGCUGAUGCUUCGAGUAGCAGCGCUGGCACAAUGAUCUUAAGGAGAUGUUCCUUUUGAGCAUUUACUCAUACAGAUUUGAUAUGUGACAAGUGAAGGCUAGUGUAGUAAUUCACUAUUUCUUAUGAUUGCACAAUAAGAGCCCUUGACCUGGCUGCGAACAUUUGAGAUGACAUGGAUUCACCUGGAUGUGUUUCCCUCACAAAACCACUUUCUUAAUGCAAAUUUUGGGAAAAAUGUGCUGCGCUGGGUGAAAUCCUCUUCAAGCAAGAGGUUUGCCAAGAGUCCAACAUCCUCAUGAAGAUGAUACUGUGUCACAGCCAAGCCAUACUUAAUGGUUCUUUGGUCAUGAUGCAGAGUCUUCAUAUAUACAUUUUCUAGUAAUAUACUAGGGAUAUAUUCUUCUUUUUUGUUUACAAGUAAACAUUACUUGGGAUUCUGUCAGGGCAAAUUCGUUCCGUACACAAGAAUGCAAUUCUUUAUUGCACAUAGCGAUCAGUUAAAAUAUGUUUACAGUUUGAGAAACAUGUCUUUCUUGCAGGUAUCUUCUUCACUUGCAAUAUUUGAAUCUCAGUUAUCCUUAAGUAGUAAAAAUACAAAACACAUGCAAUUGAGUGAUUACACAUGUAGAGAAUGCAAGUUCUUAUUUAGAGAAAUUUGUAAGUGAAUCAAUUUAGUUGGCACUUCGUGCAACACUUGCUUGUAGU
This is a messenger RNA of Cryptomeria japonica (Japanese cedar), 4389 nucleotides long. RefSeq lists its product as uncharacterized. The record is from RefSeq and is a predicted model, not a curated record. Gene Ontology annotation, biological process: chloroplast organization; regulation of DNA-templated transcription. The transcript is spliced from 2 exons. NCBI's taxonomy places the organism in Eukaryota, Viridiplantae, Streptophyta, Pinopsida, Cupressales, Cupressaceae. Gene Ontology annotation, molecular function: double-stranded DNA binding. Gene Ontology annotation, cellular component: chloroplast. The coding region runs from base 314 to 1540 and encodes 408 amino acids.